This is a messenger RNA of Plasmodium adleri (nom. inval.), 2532 nucleotides long. Its product is annotated as conserved Plasmodium protein, unknown function. The transcript has 3 exons. Bases 1 to 2532 code for a protein of 843 amino acids. The record is from RefSeq and is a predicted model, not a curated record. NCBI's taxonomy places the organism in Eukaryota, Apicomplexa, Aconoidasida, Haemosporida, Plasmodiidae.
AUGAAUGAAAAUUUGAAUAAUGCAUCAGAAGAAUUUAAAAAACAGCUUUUAUCUGCUGCUAUAAAAAGGGAAGUAAAAGAAAAUAUCGAAAUGAAUGUUAAACACAAACCAGAUGAUAAUAGAAAUAAUAAUGAUUUUAUAAUUUAUAUGGAAUUACACAUGGAAAAUUUGGUGAUUAGGAGAUAUAAGUUUGUCCUAGGUAACGAAUUACAGUCUCCCAUUCGGAAUAGUGUUCAGAUAACUAGGUUCCUAAUUAUGAAGAGUCAAAAUCAUAUAAUGGGUACCUGUGUAUCUGAUAAGGUAAUAUUAUGUUAUAGUAAUGAUAAUGACACAAGAAUUAUAUUGAAUAGGUUAAUAGAUGAAUUAGAUAAGAAUUAUUUUAUUACCUUAAUAUUGGAAGGUAAUUCAAACAAUGAUGAUAAUAAUAAUGAUCACCAUAAUAAUAAUGAUCACCAUAAUAAUAAUAAUCACCAUAAUAAUAAUAAACACCAUAAUAAUAAUAAUCACCAUAAUAAUAAUAAUGACCAUUAUAAUUAUAAUAAUAAUAGUCAUCAUAAUAAUCAUAUUGAAAAAUGCUUAUUAUCUUACAUAAUACAAUUUACAAUUGUUUGUAAAUACCUAGAAUGUGGAAAAUGGUUUCAUAUAUGGGAUAAUAUGAAUACAAUUAUAGAAUCAAAAUUUUGUGGUAAUAAUAAUUGUAAAUAUUUUAAUUGUCUUGGAUUUAAAUUUAAUAUGUUAAAUAGUGAUUAUAAUAUAUUGAAUGAAGAGAAAAAUGGAUCGAAUAUAUAUAUUAUGAAAUUACAUUUAAGAGUAACAGUAAAUAUAUAUAAAAUAUUACCUUUAUGUGAUAUUAAUGAUAAUAUUAAUGUAUAUUGUUUACCACGUUGUUCAAUGAAAGCAACAAUAUUGAAUAUUAUUUCAUCAUCAUCAACUAAUGAUCCAAAUAUAAAAAAAUUUGAUUAUAAAAAUUAUUGGUUAGAUAUACAUGGAUAUCUAUUAAAUGAUAUGUGUUUAGAUAAAAUAGUUCAAGUCAGAUUAUAUAAAGGUAUAUUUAAUUAUCCACAAGGUGUAUUAUUAAGAGAUAAUAUAUAUAAAUUAAAUAUACCUAUUAGAAAGGAACAUACAAUAUAUAUAUGUAGUCAUCUCAAACAAUUUCAAUUACUCAUAAAAUCUAAAAUGAAUAUUUUAAAAUAUUCAGAUACUUUACACUUUCAAAAUAUAUGUGAUCAACUAAGGCAAAAUAACAUGAACAUAAAAAAAAACGAACAUGUCGAAUUCUACGAAAAGAUUAAUCAUCUGUGUAAUAAUGUCAUAGAAGAUAAUAAGCAAAAUAAUCAAGACCAUUCUCAAAACAACAACAACAUAAAUAUAAACAUAAAAAAUAAUAAUGAUAGUUAUAAUAAUGAUAGUUAUAAUAAUGGUAAUAAUAAUAAUAAUAAUAAUAGUAGUUAUAAUAAUGCUUAUCGUACUUAUGGUAACACCUUAUUCAGUUCUAUGAAAUCCAUAAGUUUAGAUUUUAUCAAAAAGGAAAAAACACAAGACAACGAAACAGAUAAUCAGAAACAUACUAAGGAAGAACUUAGCAAAAAUAUUGAUUCAUAUUUGAAAGAAUCAGCUAUGAAUUAUAGAAUGAUAAAGAAUGAAAAAAAUACAAAUUCUUCAUAUAAUAAAGAUUCAUCUAAUCAUUCAAAUAAAUCAAAUAUAUCAAAUAUAUCAAAUAAAUCAAAUAAAUCUAAUAUAUCAAAUAAAUCAAAUAUAUCAAAUAAAUCAAAUAAAUCAAAUAAAUCAAAUAAAUCAAAUAAAUCACAUACAUCAAAUAUAUCUAACAAAUCACAUAUAUCUAACAAAUCACAUAUAUCAAAUAUAUCUAACAAAUCACAUAUAUCUAAUAUAUCCAAUAAUUCUAACGAAUCGUUUAAUUCAAUCAAUUCAAACUACUCUGAUGAGUCAUUUAAUUCAAUUAAAUCCAAUAAUUCAAAUAAUCCAGCUCAACAAAAUAUUCACAUAAAAAAUGACAUAAUUUAUGAUAAUGAUGAACAGAAUAUAUCAUACCAAAAAAAUGACGUUGCUAUUAAAACAGAAUAUAAAACGAAUACUACGGAAAAUUUAAAUAAAUAUCUAAAUGAAGUGUCACAGAAUUAUAAACAUAUAAAUAAUAAUAAUAAUAAUAAUAAUAAUAAUAAAAAGAAUAAUUAUAAUAAUUAUAAUAUUACAGAUGAUGAUGAUAAUUAUCUAAUGCAGGAUUUAGACUCAUUUGAAAGAGUUAAUGCUCAUGUAAUUCUUUCUAAAGAAUUUCAAAAUUUUCUUGAUAAUCUAGAUGAAGUGGAGUUAUAUACAAAUGAAAAAUUAAAAAUUAUUGAUUUCAAUGAACGUGAAAAAAAGAGACCACACUUACAUAUUAAAAAUUCAUUUGAAAAUAAUAUUGAAAAGAUUAAUGAAAAUGAUAAUCACAUAUCCAACAUACAUAUAGAUACAACACUACCUAUGGAUGUACCUGCCUAUAUUGAACAUAAUAAAAAAAUUAAAAAGUAA